CAACUCAGCAGCCUGCUUAUUUUCUUCCACUUUCCGAACACUUUUUCCCAUUCUCCAAACAGCAAGAAACCCUCCCAUUUCUUCCUAGUACAGCUAGCAGAAGAGCCCCUCCGGGAUCUGGUAACCUUAACUUGUGCCAUAACACCAUGUUUGGUAGUGUUAGUUCAUCUCCUCCAAUUUCUAUUUUUCACCUCUUCAUCUCAUCUCUCUCUUCCACAGUUCCUCCCUCUUUCUUUCUCUCUCUUCAUGGAAUUGCCAGUCAAGUUGCCUGUUUACAAGAUAGAAACCAGAAAUCUGUGCCACACUGUUUGUUGCAAUAAGCCGAUUCUACAGGAUGUCAACUGUGAAGCCAGGCCCAGGGAAAUCACGGCCGUUGCCGGCCCGAGCGGCGCCGGGAAAACAACACUCUUGGAAAUCCUCGCCGGGAAGAUCUCCCGGAGAAAGUUCUCCGGCGAGGUUCUGGUUAACCAGUCUCCCAUCGAUGCCAAAUGGUUCCGUCGAAUGUCAGGGUUCGUUACACAAGAUGACGCUCUAUUCCCGCUGCUCACUGUUGAAGAAACGCUAGUCUACAGCGCGCUUCUGCGGCUUCCCGGCGGGAGAAAAGAGGCGGCCGGCAGGGUGAGGGUGUUGAUGAACGAGCUCCGGCUAGACCAAGUAGCCGACUCGAGGAUCGGCGAAGGAAACCACGGGAUUUCGGGUGGCGAAAGGCGAAGAGUUUCGAUCGGAGUCGAGCUGGUUCAUGAUCCGGCUGUCGUUCUGAUCGAUGAGCCGACCUCGGGAUUGGAUUCAGCUUCUGCUCUUCAAGUCGUUUCACUGCUUCGGUCAAUGGCCGUUAAUCAAGGUAAAACCAUCGUUCUAACCAUCCACCAACCCGGUUUUCGUAUUCUUGAGCUGAUUGAUCGUGUCGUUGUGCUUACAAAUGGGAUUGUGGUUCAUAAUGGCUCGCUUAAGCUUCUGGAAGAGAGGAUAAAUGCUGCUGGGUUUUGCAUCCCUCGCCACAUCAACGUGCUGGAAUUCGCCAUUGAUGUCACAGGAAAGUUGGUUCAUGAAGAAGAAGGAGAAGAAAAAGAUCACAACCACAAAAGAAGCAACUUUCAAUCCAACAACAUUGAAGAAAAGGUGUUUAUUACUUACCCGAACAGUCGACUCGAAGAAGUUCGAAUUCUAGGAGGAAGAUUCUGCAAGAAUGUGUUCAGAACAAAGCAACUCUUCACCACCAGAGGCUUACAAGCCUUAGUGGCUGGCUCUGUGCUUGGAAGCAUCUUCAUGAACGUCGGCAACAAUCAAGGGCCAGUUGCUCUACAAACCCGAAUCGGGUUUUUCGCCUUCACGCUCACCUUCUUGCUUUCUUCCACAACCGAAGGCCUCCCCAUAUUCCUGCAAGAGAGGAGAAUUCUAAUGAGAGAGACCUCAAGAGGAGCUUAUAGGGUAUCUUCUUAUGUCAUAUCCAACACCCUUGUGUUCAUUCCUUUUCUCCUUCUGGUUGGCCUCCUCUACGCCUCCCCGGCCUACUGGCUCAUCGCGCUCAGGCGCGACAUCGAUGGCUUCCUCUACUUCUCCCUCGUGGUCUGGAUGGUUGUGUUGAUGUCCAACUCCUUCACAGCAUGCUUCAGUGCUUUGGUGCCCAACUUCAUCAUGGGGACUUCUGUGAUUGCAGGGCUAAUGGGAUCCUUCUUCCUGUUUUCUGGGUAUUUUAUAGCCAAGGAGAACAUUCCCAGUUACUGGAUUUUCAUGCACUAUUUGAGCUUGUUCAAGUACCCAUUUGAGUGCUUCAUGAUAAACGAGUAUGGUGGGGAGCAAGGAAGGAGGAGAUGCGUGGAGAGUGAGAGUGGAGUCUGUAAUUUAUAUGGAGAUGGCUUCUUGGCACAGCAAGGUCUAAAGGAAUCACAGAAAUGGAGCAAUUUGGUUGUCAUGUUGGGCUUCAUCCUAGGUUACAGAGUGGUCUGUUUUCUGAUUUUAUGGUGCAGAUGCCAUACAACUGGAAGAUGGUAGAUUAUUUUAUUAUUUCAUAUAUUAUUUGCUCGGACAAGUUUUACAAAUUUUAAGGAAACACUAAUUGUUUUUUCAUGUUACAUGUUCCUUUUUAUUAUUGGUUUAAUUAAAAAAACAACAAAAUUAAGUGGCGACGAACAAAUAGGCCAAACCAUUCCAGAUGUGAUGUAACUGAUUCCAUAUUUGAAAGACUCGAAUGAAA
Molecule: messenger RNA, 2194 nt
Organism: Diospyros lotus (date-plum)
Lineage: Eukaryota; Viridiplantae; Streptophyta; Magnoliopsida; Ericales; Ebenaceae
Product: ABC transporter G family member 10
Exons: 2
Coding region: 247-1992 (581 amino acids)
Cellular component (GO): membrane
Molecular function (GO): ATP binding; ATP hydrolysis activity; ABC-type transporter activity
Source: RefSeq, a predicted model, not a curated record